This is a messenger RNA of Penicillium odoratum, 1101 nucleotides long. RefSeq names its product DUF1295 domain protein. Gene Ontology annotation, cellular component: membrane. The coding region runs from base 1 to 1101 and encodes 366 amino acids. The record is from RefSeq and is a predicted model, not a curated record. Lineage: Eukaryota; Fungi; Ascomycota; Eurotiomycetes; Eurotiales; Aspergillaceae. The transcript has 2 exons.
AUGGCGAACCUUCCACUUCCUAAGGUUGAGUCCCUGGUGGACUGUACCUCUUUCCAGCUAACUGUACUCCCCUACCUUGCACAGCUGAAGUGGCUCCCCGCCAGCUUGCGCGAGGCGGGCCGAGAUCUGGAGAGCUUGAAAGCUGUCUACCUUGCCACCAACCCCUUGGUUUCUGCCCUUGCGCUGGGAACAGUCCUUGCUGGAAUUUUCUUUGUGGCUGCCGAGAUCAACCGGAACUACUCUCAGGUUGAUCGCUUCUGGAGCAUCCUGCCUGCAGUGUACAAUGUGCAUUUCGCCGCCUGGGCACGUUUGGCCGGUCUUCGCACCGAGACUUUGGAUACCAUCGCUGUUAUCAGCACUUUAUGGAGUGUUCGUUUGACCUACAACUAUUGGCGCAAAGGAGGCUACUCGAUUGGCUCGGAGGAUUACCGCUGGCAGAUUGUGCGCUCGAGGGUUAACAGCGCCUUUCUCUUUAUGCUUUUCAACUUUGGCUUCAUCGCCUUGGCUCAGUCUUUGCUGCUUUUGCUCAUCACCACCCCGACCUACACCUUGCUCGUGGCCACCAGCCAAGGUCCUGAGACCUUCGGUCUCGCCGACCUGGCUUUCUCCCGCGCCGCCAUCUUCUUCAUUGCUAUCGCAUACUUCGCCGACCAGCAGCAGUGGAACUUCCAAACUGCCAAGCAUGAGUACCUUAACAAUGCGCGCAUUCCCGAGCCCUUCAAGGACCAGUACGCCCCUGAGGAUCUGGAGCGCGGCUUUGUCGUCAGUGGACUCUGGUCGUGGUCGCGACACCCCAACUUUGUCGCUGAGCAGGCUGUUUGGCUGACCAUGUACCUUUGGUCCGCCUACCGCACUGAGAACUACCUUCAGUGGACUGGACUUGGUGUCCUUGGCUACCUUGCUAUUUUCCAAGGUAGCACACGUCUGACUGAGGAUAUUAGUGCGAGCAAGUACCCCGAGUACAGUGAGUACCAGGCUCGCGUGGGCCGAUUCCUUCCUCGCCCGUCUGUUGAGGCCAAGAAGACCAAGUCGAAGAAGGAGAAGGCUAUUCCUGUUAUUGAGCCUGUCGGUGAGGACACUGAGGAGAAGAAGAUCAAAUAA